Molecule: messenger RNA, 1789 nt
Organism: Panthera uncia (snow leopard)
Lineage: Eukaryota; Metazoa; Chordata; Mammalia; Carnivora; Felidae
Gene: UGCG
Product: UDP-glucose ceramide glucosyltransferase
Exons: 9
Coding region: 431-1615 (394 amino acids)
Biological process (GO): glucosylceramide biosynthetic process
Cellular component (GO): membrane
Molecular function (GO): ceramide glucosyltransferase activity
Source: RefSeq, a predicted model, not a curated record
AUCGCUGGCCGCCGGUUUCGAUUAGUGCACGGAGCUGCGGCGGCGGAGCAGGGUGCGGAGCUGCGCGGCCCGGGGUCCCGCGGCGAGGCGGCGGGGCGUUGGCAUCUGGGGCGCAGGCGCUCAAGGACCGGCCGGCGGCCCAGAGGGUGUGGAGAGGCGAGCCGGAGCGCGGGGGCCACUGCCGCUCUGACCACGGAUCCCGGCCACCGCAGCGCCCGCAGCCGCGAGCGCGCCCAGGGCAGCGCGCGAACGAGUGCGCGCGGGCGGGGCGCGCAGGCCCUGCCCGCCCCUUCCGUCCCCACCCCCCUCCGCCCCUUCCUCUCCCCACCUUCCUCUCCCCUCCAGCGCCCCAGCGCCGGGCGCCCACCCUGUCCUCCGGCGGGAGCGCGGUCCGCGGCGGCGGCCGGAGCGGGCCGGGCCGGGCCGGGGGAUGGCGCUGCUGGACCUGGCCCUGGAGGGAAUGGCCGUCUUCGGGUUCGUCCUCUUCUUGGUGCUGUGGCUGAUGCAUUUCAUGGCCAUCAUCUACACCCGAUUACACCUCAACAAGAAGGCAACGGACAAACAGCCAUAUAGCAAGCUCCCAGGUGUGUCUCUUCUGAAACCUUUGAAAGGAGUAGAUCCUAACCUAAUCAACAACUUGGAGACAUUCUUCGAAUUGGAUUAUCCCAAAUAUGAAGUACUCCUUUGUGUACAAGAUCACGAUGAUCCAGCCAUUGAUGUAUGUAAGAAGCUUCUUGGAAAAUACCCCAAUGUUGAUGCUAGAUUGUUUAUUGGUGGCAAAAAGGUUGGCAUUAACCCUAAAAUUAAUAAUUUAAUGCCAGGAUAUGAAGUUGCAAAGUAUGAUCUGAUAUGGAUCUGUGAUAGUGGAAUAAGAGUAAUUCCAGACACGCUUACUGACAUGGUUAACCAAAUGACAGAGAAAGUGGGCCUGGUUCAUGGGCUGCCCUAUGUAGCAGACAGACAGGGCUUUGCUGCUACAUUAGAACAGGUAUAUUUUGGAACUUCUCAUCCAAGGUCCUAUAUCUCUGCCAACGUAACUGGCUUCAAAUGUGUGACAGGAAUGUCUUGUUUAAUGAGAAAGGAUGUGUUAGAUCAAGCAGGAGGGCUUAUAGCUUUUGCUCAAUACAUUGCUGAGGAUUACUUUAUGGCCAAAGCCAUAGCUGACCGAGGUUGGAGGUUUGCGAUGUCCACUCAGGUUGCAAUGCAAAACUCUGGCUCUUAUUCAAUUUCCCAAUUUCAAUCCAGAAUGAUCAGGUGGACCAAAUUGCGAAUUAACAUGCUUCCCGCUACAAUAAUUUGUGAGCCGAUUUCAGAGUGCUUUGUUGCCAGUUUAAUUAUUGGAUGGGCAGCCCACCAUGUAUUCAGAUGGGAUAUUAUGGUAUUUUUCAUGUGUCAUUGCCUGGCAUGGUUUAUAUUUGACUACAUUCAACUCAGGGGUGUCCAGGGUGGCACACUGUGUUUUUCAAAACUUGAUUAUGCAGUAGCCUGGUUCAUCCGUGAAUCCAUGACAAUAUACAUUUUUUUGUCGGCAUUAUGGGACCCUACUAUAAGCUGGAGAACUGGUCGCUACAGAUUGCGCUGUGGGGGCACAGCGGAGGAAAUUCUAGAUGUAUAGCUACAGCUUUGUGACUGUACAUAAAGGAAAAAAGAGAAGUAUUAUAAAUUAUGUUUAUAUAAAUGCUUUUAAAGAUCUACCUUCAGUAGUUUUAUCACAUGUAUGUUUGAUAUCUGUUCUUUAAUUUAUUUUGCAUGGCACUUGCAUCUGUGGAAAAAAAAAAAAAAACCCACA